UUGCUCUUCCUCCAAAGCUAACUUGACAUGUGAUAUAAAGAAUGUAAGAAAAAAGAUUGGAGAAAUCUGUUAAAAACAAGACGACAUCUACCAAAUUGAAAUUUGACAUAUUAUUUUUAACAUAAUAUGGAUAAAAACAUAGAUGUCAUAUCAGAGAAGAUUGAUGAGUUAUUGUUACAUAAAUUAGAAUUAAUGGAAGAAAAGGUUGGUGCAAAUAUACAAAUGGAAACAUUGCUGAAGGAUGGUCACAUUGAAUUAGCCAAAGCAAAAUAUAUUCGUGGAAAGGAGAACAUCAGUAUUUUGCAAGUUCCAAACAACGAUGAUACAAUGAUAUCUUUAUUUGAUUUGGAAACUAAAAUAAAUAAAGAUGAUAAUACUGCAUCACUCGACAUUAGUUUAAAAAAGUCAAAUGAUGAAGCAGAAUCAAAAGAUCCUAUAAAAUGGUUUGGUGUAUUAGUGCCACAAAGUUUGAGAAAUAGUCAGAAACGCUUUCAGGACUCCAUCUAUUUUGCUACAAAGAUAGCGAAUGUACAAGCAGAACUUACUUCUGUUCUCUCCAAGCUUGAGACAUUACAUUUGCAAAAAGAUAGUUUAUGCUCUCCGAAUGGUAUUAAAACUUAAUUUAAUGUAACUUAAUGUACUAUAUAUAUCUACUGCUUUUUAUAAAAUUAAAAAGUAUAGUAUUUAAUAAGAUUAUGCAAUUAAUAAGAUGCUAAACCAUGUAUAAAUCUGAAAUGAAUCAAUGUGAAAAAUAUAUGCUCUUAUUAAAA
This is a messenger RNA of Linepithema humile (Argentine ant), 770 nucleotides long. RefSeq names its product coiled-coil domain-containing protein 115. NCBI's taxonomy places the organism in Eukaryota, Metazoa, Arthropoda, Insecta, Hymenoptera, Formicidae. Gene Ontology annotation, biological process: vacuolar proton-transporting V-type ATPase complex assembly. The record is from RefSeq and is a predicted model, not a curated record.